UAAAAGCAUGAAGGUUCGUCCUGUGCCUGGAUCAGCUCUAUUUGUGGCAAAUAAAUGGGACAAGCUUCUGGAAGAGGAAGAGAGUAGAAAAGGAGCUAAAGCAAAAUACCUCAAGAUUGUGGAAGAGCGUUUGUCUAAGCGAUGGAGAGGAUUUGAUCGUCGUCAGCAGCUGGUGACAUUGAAUGCUAGAAUAGCAGCCAGAGUUCAAGAACUAGGAGAGACCACUGAAGACAUGAAAGAAGUAUGCGACAAGAUGUUAUCUAUGUUGUCUAAAGGAAUGGUCAACAUGCUGAGAAAGACAUCACAGAAAGUAUACAAUUUGUUGGCACAGGUGGAGCGAAUAGUUGAGAACUACUUGCGGUGUUCCAAAAUGGAUCAAAUUAGCAGAUCCAAGAAGAUCAAAAGUGACAAAGAAUGCUUAGAAGAGUUAGCAAGAGUCCCUAGUAAUGAGGUGAUUAAAGGGGAAAUAAGAGACAAAGUUGAAGGUCUUAUUCCCCGACUCCGCAAACAUGUUUCAAAAUUACAACACGAGAAGGCAUGGAAUUCUAUCACUGAUGUUACCCAGAAAAAUCAGCAAGAGAUUGGCUCUGCAUCAUCUCAUCUUUUGGCAGAACGGGUGAAAUCUAUUUAUCUCAAGAUCAUAUGUGACUAUGAAGGUUACAAAGAAAUCUGUAGGUGGGCACAAUGUGAACUUGCUGACAAAGUAGAAACUGCUGUAGUCAAUUUUAAUAUGCUGAAGAGUGACAUUGGUGGUUCUGAUACUGCAGAUGCUAUGCAGCUGCUGUCCAAGCUUCGUCUAGAAUGUGAUGAUGACGUUUGCAGAGCCAAUGUGUUGCCCAGUUUAAAAGAUCAGGAAUACUUUUGUUUAGAUGCUGCUGCAUUACAACAGCAACAAUUUAGCGAUCUUUUUGAAAAGCUUCACAGAAAUGUAGUGGCCAAAGAUUGUAAACUCCUCAAAGAACUUGUCAAUGCAUUGUUGAAUGGAACGAGUCCACAAGUCCAAGUAAUUCAAAAGAACCUUCCCAAUCGAUUAGAUGAUUUAAAACAUCAGGUGGAAGCUGUGGAAGCGAGUGGAACUCUAAAGGGCGAUAACAAUAAAUAUGAAACGAUACUAUUACCAUGUAAAGUACUGAUGGGGAAACUAGCAAAAUUUGAGCUCGAUCUAGAUAUUCACAUCUAUACACACAACAACGUAACACAAGAAGAGUUUGUUGGUGACAAGACGGGUGCAUUUGGUGUUGUUACCAAGGUCAUUUUGCUAGAGGAAAAAGAAGCUGCUCUAAAGAUGAUGCGCAAGCCUAUUACUAGUGCAAAUGCAAGUGAUUUUAUGAAAGAAUUUUGCAACUGCAGUCAACUCAAAGACACAAAUUUAGUAAAGUUGUAUGGCUCAAUCAUGCUGUCUCCUUCACCUUGUCUGAAGCUUGGACUACUGUUUGAAUGGUGUGGUGGAGGAAGUCUUGCUGACUUUAUAUCAAUGUCCCAACAACAAGCAGAAGACAAAAGAUCUAAUCACAAUGAAACAGUUCAAAAGAUGAUGGAGCAAAUUCUGGCUGGAGUCAAAUACCUUCACGCACGUAGCAUGAUUCAUCGAGAUCUCAAACCUGAGAAUGUCAUGUUGACAGCAAACAAGGAUGUUCGAAUUGCAGACUUUGCAACAGCCAAACGGCAAGCAGAGAUCACUGGUUUUCAAAUUGUUGGCACAGAUAUCUACAUGGCACCAGAAGUGUAUGACUGUCUUCCCUAUUCGUUGUCUUCCGACAUGUACAGCAUUGGUGUUAUGAUGUGGGAGAUCUGGAAUCGAAGGAGAGUCAGAGAUUGCACUUCAGACAGAUUGCCACAAGAUAUUGCACAGUGGGUUCUCAAACAGAAGUUUGAUGGUACUCGUGGACAACUCUGGCAAGAUCUUGCUACAAGAUGCUUGAGCAGAGUACCUACAGAUCGACCAUCAGCAGAACAGGCAUGUAUAGACUUGGUAGGCAAGGAAUGA
This is a messenger RNA of Corticium candelabrum, 1987 nucleotides long. RefSeq lists its product as uncharacterized. Gene Ontology annotation, molecular function: ATP binding; protein kinase activity. NCBI's taxonomy places the organism in Eukaryota, Metazoa, Porifera, Homoscleromorpha, Homosclerophorida, Plakinidae. Gene Ontology annotation, biological process: protein phosphorylation. The record is from RefSeq and is a predicted model, not a curated record. Bases 8 to 1987 code for a protein of 659 amino acids. The transcript is spliced from 4 exons.